CUUUUUUUAAAAAGGUGUGUUUCUUGAUUGACAGAAAUUGCCUCUGUUAGAAGAAGCAUUGGUCAACUUAGACUCCAGUGAUCCAGCCAGGAUUUCGGCAAUUAUUGAUGAAUACUCUGAGCGACCAUAUUUGAAGGGUAAAAGUGCUUAUCAUGGGAGAAGGAAGCUGUGAAUAUGACAGGAUUGGUUGUCUGCAGCCAUUCAAUCACUGAAAAAGGCUUCUCCUACAAGUCUUAAAAUCUCUCUUAAAUCUAUCAUAGAAGGCAGGCUCCAAGGUGCUGGUCAAUGUCUGGUUCGAGAAUAUAGAAUGGUUUGUCAUGUCAUGCAGGGAAAGCUUAGCAAGGAUUUCUUUGAGGGUUGUAGAGCUAUACUGUUGGACAAGGAUAAGAACCCAAAGUGGGAACCUUCUCAAUUGGAUCUCACCAGUGAUGCUGUAGUCGAGGAAUACUUUUCAAAAGUAGAUGAUGAAGAAUGGGAAGAAUUGAAGCUCCCUGCUCGUUUCAACUUGCCUGGGCAUGCCAUUGCAAAGCUUUGAUCAUCACUUCCCACCUGCCAGUGAAGUCCAAUAUCCGAGGAGAGUAUUAUUUGAUAAUUUGAAGGUAGUUCAUGAGCUUGAGUUGGCUGAUGUUCAUAUAUGAAUAAUGGACAUAAUCAAAUAAACAAAUAUAAUCACAGCUUUGCAAUGGCAUGUAAAGGAAAUAUAGAGAUAUAUAAAUAAUGAGCAAAAAAAUGUAUACAUGCAUUUUCCUACACGGCACAGGCUGGUUGUAGACCUUCGAGACAUAGUAAGGAAACGAGUCAUGUGAAUUGUGAUGAGUUGGGAUUUGGUUUGCAUCCACUUUGAGAGGAUGACCUUGUAAUGGUCAUCUUUGAGGCCCCGAGAAGUCAUCC
Messenger RNA from Populus euphratica (Euphrates poplar), 891 nucleotides. Its product is annotated as probable 3-hydroxyisobutyryl-CoA hydrolase 2. Lineage: Eukaryota; Viridiplantae; Streptophyta; Magnoliopsida; Malpighiales; Salicaceae. Bases 308 to 535 code for a protein of 75 amino acids. The record is from RefSeq and is a predicted model, not a curated record. The transcript has 5 exons. Gene Ontology annotation, biological process: L-valine catabolic process. Gene Ontology annotation, molecular function: 3-hydroxyisobutyryl-CoA hydrolase activity.